AUGAGUGACGAUUCCUCGAUUGCUGUGCAACGUUUACGACAAGAGCGCAAGAAUUGGCGACGAGAUCAUCCAGCAGGCUUUUGGGCACGUCCUAUUGCUAAUGAAGACGGAUCAUUGAAUCUUAUGAUGUGGCAUGCAGGGAUUCCAGGUAAAACUGGUACAGAUUGGGAAGGUGGUGUGUUUAAAAUGUCAUUGGGAUUUUCAGAGGAUUAUCCAAGUAAACCCCCACUUGUCAAGUUUACACCACCAUUGUAUCAUCCAAAUGUGUAUCCAUCUGGUACCGUUUGUUUGAGUAUUUUGAAUGAGGACAAGGAUUGGAAACCAAGUGUAACGAUUAAACAGAUUCUCAAGGGUGUACAAGACUUAUUGGAUCAACCUAAUAUGGCUGAUCCAGCUCAGAGAGAGCCGUAUAUGGAUCUUAAAAAUGAUCCUGAACUUUACAAACGUAAGGUGCGUCAAUUGGCGCUCAAGAAUCGGGAGAAUUAG
This is a messenger RNA of Peronospora belbahrii, 486 nucleotides long. The record is from the annotation of a GenBank genome assembly. NCBI's taxonomy places the organism in Eukaryota, Oomycota, Peronosporomycetes, Peronosporales, Peronosporaceae.